Messenger RNA from Cylicocyclus nassatus, 1874 nucleotides. NCBI's taxonomy places the organism in Eukaryota, Metazoa, Nematoda, Chromadorea, Rhabditida, Strongylidae. The record is from the annotation of a GenBank genome assembly.
GGCGCACGCCAGGUCGGAUCAAAACGGGACAAAUCACACUUGUUGCUAUCAUCUCAUGCUAACAAACGCAUUUCUUCUCAUUCUUUCGAUCUCAUUUGCGAACGCAAUCAACUUCGAAGGUUGCAAUGUUACUCACUCUUGUUGGUUUCAUCCACCAGAAUGCUACCUAAACGAACGAGCCAAAUGCAUUUCCGGAGUGCGAUGGGCUAUGGAACCUGAUGGCCUUUAUAUUCAACUGCAAACCUAUGCGAUAGAUUUGGAUCGUACAAGACCAGUGUACGCUGCGCUUGGUUUUAGUUAUAACCAGAGGAUGAAUGAUGACACUGUGGUCGAAUGUGUGCAACCGCUCCAAGGAGAAGGAAAAGUGCGAGUGUCGUUUAACGAUGAGACUAGUAACUACGUUCUCUAUCAGGCCACUGACGUUCUCUUAGAAAACGGCACUACCAGACUAGAAGACGGUUUGCUUACAUGCGAUGUGAAGCUCAAGCUUGAUAAUGUCCUUCUGGUCGCAAACGAGUCACAGUUCAUGAUUCAUGAUCUUGAAUCACAACCUUACUACUUACUAUUCGCUAGAGGAAAUGCGAAUCCUUACACCUUGGAAAAGGACAUCCACUCCGUCAAUGACAAUCCACAGUUUCCAUGGAUGACUCAAGAAAUGGUAUCAUUCUGUCGCGGUCAUCACGGCUGCACACCAAAGACUUACAUGCUCGUAGAUGGCAUACAAUCAAGAGUUGAACGAUACUGGAGAUACCGCAUAGCUGUUCUCCACGGAAUAGCGCUUAUUUUUGCUUGGUGGGUGCUUGGAUCAUCAGCAAUUCUCAUUGCCCGGUUUUUCAAGCCACUGUUUCCUCGCAAGAAAUUACUGGGCACGGCAGUCUGGUUCCAGCUUCACCGGGAUCUAUUCCUAAUUUCCCUGGUUCUGCAAAUUCUUGCCGUCUUUUUCAUUUUCUGGCAGGCAAGCUGGGUAUGGUACGAAUGCUCUUACCAAUGUACUCUGAAGGACUUUUCCAAGAAAAUGCAUGCUAUCACUGGUAUGAUAGCAAUGGUAUUAGCACUAACACAACCUUUACUGGCCUUGCUUCGACCGUCUCCGAGCUCUGAGUACCGUUACAUUUUCAACUGGACACAUUGGCUGAUUGGAAUGACGGCAUGGAGUUUUGCAAGUGCAACAAUGGUGUUAUCAUUGGCAAUGGGCAAGACAGGAUUGAAUUCCUACUACGGCUAUGCACCAAACUGGAUAAUGGGAGCAUACAUACUGUUUUUCAUAGGAUGCAACAUAGUAAUGGAAAUGCUUGCCACGAACAACGAUGUUCGAAUGGAGAAAAAUGGACCGUCCGGAAUGGCUCUUUCACAUUUGAAUGGGCCGACGGUGGAGUCACCACUUGCACCGCCAACUCGAUCAACCGCACGCCUUGCUGUCUUCUUCCUACACUUGAUCGUUGCACUAGGAGUUGCCAUAACGAUAACGGUAAUGCUAGUGACUAUUCUGUACUCGCAUUCGCCUUGAACACUACGGAUGCUGCUGUUAGAUGCUGUUUAUUUGCUCAUUCUGAGAGGGUCUGAUUAGUCUCAUUACGUCAUCCACGUAACUUGCAGAAAAGUGCUUAGUGGAUCUUAUAUGUAUCGUUGGCGUCUGCAUCAUGACAUAAAUAUAUUUGUAUGACUUUGCGACUGUACCCAUACUUCUUGUGAAGUAGUUUAGAUAAACCUUCCUGGCAAUAUCGUUUGAAUGAAGUGCCUAAUUUGUUCUUGUUAAUUCUAAGCAAUCCUACUCUUAAAUUUAUAUGCUAGCAGGGUAUCGUGUUUCAUUCUGUUCUUUCAGAGUUCAUAUGAUUAAGAAAAGGUUCAUGUUAAAUAAAACAGUUUUAGCCACA